AUGGCUGCCACCUCUCGACCUCCGCCGUCAAAGCCUCUUGAUCUCGAUCUCACCAUCGUCUCCGCCAAGGAUCUCAAGAACGUCAACUGGAAAAAUGGCGACCUUAAACCCUACGCCAUCUUCUGGGUCGACCCCGACCGCCGACUGGCCACCAAGUCCGACGAUUCCGGGUCAACCCGACCCGUAUGGAACGAACGUUUUACGCUUCCUCUCUCGCUCCCCGCACUGGACGCCGUCCUCACUCUCGAGAUUUUCCACUCCAAGCCCAGCGAAACCCCCAAACCGCUUGUCGCCACUCUUCAGGUCGUCCUCAAGGAUUUACCCGAUCCAGAAGAUGGGACCAGGAUCCGGAAUUUCAAUCUCUGCCGCCCGUCUGGUCGUCCCCAGGGCAAGAUCCGGUUGAAGAUGGCGAUCAAGGAACGACCCUUGCCUCCCCCUCCUCCUCCUCCUCAACCGUUGGUGCAUACGAUGCCGGAUUACUUCUACUCCCCGAGACCGUCGCCGCCUCCACCGCCGGUCCACACGCUGCCAGAUUACCCUUUUGCCCCUCCCAUGGGAUAUUACUACCAAACUGCCCCGCCUCCUCCCCGAGGGUACCCUCCGUCUAUGUACUCAACGCUUCCGCCUCCUCCCCCCUCUCCGUCUCUUCCGCAGUAUGUCCCAGGGUACUAUUCCACAACAGCCGCUGCUCCUCCUCUACCGCCGCCGUCGAGGUUCGAUCGAACAGGCGGAGCUUAUUUUGGAAGCGGGGGGCCAUCUGCUCCGGUGGACUACUCACCUUACGAUAACCAGAGGCAGAGGGGAGGGAAGAUGGGGUUCGGGACGGGAUUGGCUGUGGGCGCCGUCGCAGGGGCCCUGGGGGGAAUCGCACUAGAAGAGGGUUUAAAGUACGAGGAAGACAAGAUCGCCGAGAGAGUGGAAACUAACCUGGCUACCGGUGAUGAUUACAGUGAGUAUCAGGCUGAUUAUUGA
This is a messenger RNA of Carica papaya (papaya), 972 nucleotides long. RefSeq lists its product as uncharacterized. The record is from RefSeq and is a predicted model, not a curated record. Lineage: Eukaryota; Viridiplantae; Streptophyta; Magnoliopsida; Brassicales; Caricaceae. Gene Ontology annotation, biological process: defense response.